Agrilus planipennis (emerald ash borer) is the source of this 3842-nucleotide messenger RNA. Its product is annotated as leucine-rich repeat-containing protein 15-like. The record is from RefSeq and is a predicted model, not a curated record. The coding region runs from base 171 to 1940 and encodes 589 amino acids. NCBI's taxonomy places the organism in Eukaryota, Metazoa, Arthropoda, Insecta, Coleoptera, Buprestidae. Gene Ontology annotation, molecular function: protein binding. The transcript has 4 exons.
GUUGUGGGUGAGAAUUGCUCAUGCGGGUACACGUGCUGUAAACAUUGACAUGUGCCAUUCGGAGUUGCUGUAGAAAAUUGUGGAUAUUAGAUUGCUACAGGUGCCCGGUAAUUGGACGAUAAGAUUGAAACUGCCGUUGGCGUAAAUAAAAGCAUCACUGACUGAAAGAGAUGACGAAACUACAUGUGACUUAUUUGAUCCUAUUUUUACCAUGGCUGUGGGUAGUUAGUGCCAUAUGCCCUAAUCAGUGUUCAUGUUAUUUAGAUCACCGUGGUAGAACGACAGUUUCCUGUUCUCAAGGUGGUAUGACAGGAUCCAUACCUGUCCUUAAUUUUAAAAAUGACACCGAAGUUAUCAUAAUAACAGCUCCCGAAAAUAACAUGAACCUUCUCACGAUGGGCCCGGUGUUUGACGAAUUUAAAAAUUUAGAGGAGUUACAUAUAACCAGGUCGAACAUACCUGAGAUGGGGAAAUACUUCUUUUACAGCCUAAGGAAGCUUGAUGUAUUAAAUUUGUCUCAGAACAAUAUUACACAGCCUCUAGAUUAUAAUUUUGUGGGCCUCAAUAAUUUGAACAAAUUAAUUCUAGACGAUAAUAGAAUUGAAUCUCUAGCAAGCGAGACUUUUAGGCAUCUCCAGAAACUUACUGUUCUGUCGAUACGACGAAACAGAAUACAAAAACUCAUGCCUCGAGUGUUCUAUCAUCUGAGUAAACUUAAAGUAUUGAAACUUAGCGGAAAUCGCAUGAGAUAUCUCAAUGCAAUUGUUUUUAAGGACAUUCAGCAAUUGCAGGAGCUUGAAUGCAGAGGGUGUGCCUUGCUUUCAAUUAACGCGGAAGUUUUCCAACAUCUGCAGCAACUAGUUUCUCUUGACUUCGGUUCGAACGAAAUAGAGCGAAUAUUCGCAAACGACUUCAUGCACCUGACAAAUUUGAAAAAGUUGAAGCUCGAUGGUAACCGACUCUCCGCCGUUUCCAACGGGGACUUUGUUUAUUUGACUAAUUUGGAAAAACUAAAUCUAGCAAGAAAUGCAAACAGCAAAAUUGAACCAAAUGCUUUCGAAAGGUUAUCUGAACUGAGAGUUUUAGAUAUCGGUUAUAACAGAUUGGACGAAUUAGAUUCGAACAUGCUAAGAGAUCUUUCAGAUCAGUUAGAAACGUUGGUUUUGAGUGGAAAUGGAUUGUCGAUAUUUUUUGUGAUAACAUUAAGGAAUUCAACUGUUUUGAAGGAAUUGCACUUGGCUGACAUGGGAAUAACGGAUAUCCCACCGGCAGUUUUGCCGCCGAAUUUAGAAGAAUUGGAUUUAUCUGGCAAUUACCUUUUUUACUUUCAGCCUGGAGCGAUUCCUUCAAACCUUUCUGUCCUUGAUAUUUCGCGUAAUCGUUUCAGAGGGCUCAAUGAGGACGUCCUUGUUCAGAUAAGUCAAGUGCCUGUUCUAAAAUUGAAAGAUAAUCCGUGGCUUUGUGAUAUGUGCCACAUAAUCCCACUUUUACAGAGAGUAAAUAUAAGUGAAGAUAUACGAAAUGUACAGUGUUUCGGUCCGCGUUCCCAUGAAGGAAGAAUAUUAGGAACAAUUUUGCAAAACGAGCUCGAAUGGUGCUCCGCUCCUGGCUAUACGACAAGCGACACAAGCGGUUAUUUUCUACAGGACACCAGGAUAGGGAUAAUAGCGGCAACCGCAUCCGUUCUGCUUCUUAUCCUAACGGGAACGGCCAUUAUAGUGGCCCUGUGUUACUCGAAAAGGCACGCUGCAAAAUAUUAUACCCACGAGGAAAAACGGGCGGCCGAAAGCGAGUCGAUUUUCGACAAUCAGAUGAGCUUCCUAGGAGAUGAUAAAGAAAUCAGCUUUAAAUUCCCAGUGGACUACGGAGAGAAAAAGGUUGCCAUUGCCACUAUCGACGACGAGAUAAAGAAAGACAAAAUGAUCACUAACGGACUCUAAAUAGUCUGCGGUUUGUGAAAUUGUUCAUAAGCUGGCCAUUUGUGUGAUAAUGUGAUGUGAUCUAUUGGAAUAAUCUGAAAAGGCUUUAUCAGAAAAGGUUCGAUGUAACGAGUGUUCUUUGUUCGCAAAAAUGUUAAAGGUGCGAAGACAUUUACUUUAUUAUACGCCAGUAUUACGUGUAAUAAUGCGAGAGAAGCGUUUUCGAUGCCAAAUAUGGGGACCAGUGACAAAUACAUUCCCUAAACAACAACAACAAUAACAACAUAGGUAAAUAAAAAGAAUGCCUUAUAAAACCGAUUUUAGAAAUCUCUUUUCUUUUUUUGAAUAUAUACAAUGUAACGUGUGCGUAUUAUAAUACAAAUUAAGCUUUUUAUAAUAUAUAUUGAUGUAUUAAUAAUGCCUUAAUAUACGGUAAUAGUUUGAUAUUAGAAGUGAUUUAGAAUGACAUAAACUUUGGUCUUAGAUUGCGCGAUGACUCCUUCCGUUUAUUGAUUUUUACCAAUUUCUAUCAUUUAAAUACCUACAUUUACUGGUAGAAUGGUUAGAAUCAAAACAAUAACAGCCGAUGUCAUUGUCUCCCAAAUGUACAAUAUGAAUGAGAUGAGAAGGUUCAUGCCAUUCUAAACCACCUAUACCGUACGAUACAUGGUACAAAUCAUGACACUAGAUAUACUGUGUUAUCAGCAUACCAUCGUUGUUUAAAAGAUAAACAUAUAUUAAGAAGAUUUACUAAAGAGUGCGAAAAUUGGUCCCGUAUAACGGACAGGGAAAAGGCGGGUUUUCCCCAAAAAAAUAUAUGCAUACGUGGGUAUCUUUAAAGUGCGUAUUAUUAUAGUGAAAAUAAAAUCAUUUCUUCAUUGCUGAAUUAGCCAGUAAAUUUGCGAAAAUGUAGUUUUCCAGUAUUUUAAAAUUUUCUCGACUGUUUACGAAAAAAUGUUUCAAGAAGAAGUCGAAGAAGAUACUAAAGAGAUAUACAAAAAUCGCUAUUUUUUAAAUAAACUAUUAUGAUCUGAUAUCUGUGGUCAAUUGUUUAUUAAAAAGGCACUUUUGACAACUUAAUUAAGAGUUGUACUUUUAAUCUGAAUUUAUGACUUCGCAAAAUAAUUUGCAAAAAAGUGUUUACUUGGAAAAUGAAAUAACAAGACGAAUUUUAUUGCAAUCGGCAGUUUUUCUAUUAGAAAGACACGAUUUAUUUUGUAAAUUAAAAAAAAACAUCAUCUACGACCAAUAGAAGCUGAGAUAAUUAAUAAAUAAUACAUUGUAAAAGGUGCCCAAAUAUGCAAAGGUAUCGCUGUUUGCUUUUUUUUGGAAUCACCCUCCGAAUUGACUCUUUUUCCUGGUCUAAAAACGACUGCUGCUAAAUGCUAUUCGAGCAAUUACAUUGUCGUUUCGUUCUAAUUUUGUUUAAUUAAAAAUAAAAUUAGUAGCAGCAGGUUUAGUGCCAACUUACAUAAAUAACAAUAGUGCUAACUUUACUAUUAAGCCAGUUGUUGAGCACCCUUUAGUAAAUCAACAUAAAAGGUACUGAAACCGGGUUCUAAGUAUUAUUUUGCUUAUGACAAAGUAUUAUAUUCGAGACUUCAUACUUAAUUAUCACUUGACUGUUUAUUGAUUUUUUUAAAUCUUAUUUAUAUCCUAUGGUAAUUACAAAGAUUUUGUAAAUACGAGUAAAUAUCUAAUAUAUUUUAAAAAAAAGAUUACAAACUGUAAUGUUUAUUUACUUCGCUUGUAAUUUUGAUACAGAUAAUUAUUUCUUCUUUUAUUUUAAUUAUUUUUGUGAGUAUUAUAGAAAUUAAGUAGAUGUGAUAAACUUGUAAACUGUUUUUGUACAGAUUCCAUAAGAUUACAUUAAUUUUAUUAAAUCUGUUCAAUUCAAAUGAAAAUUUCCUCAAUAAAACUAAA